UGGGCAGGGUUGGGGGAGGCAGCUGGGGAAGUGAGGGGGGGAAUGUCUGAAGUUAAUUGUCAGGGAUGUGGGUGUGGCCCGGGAGAUAUUGACCAAGGGGUCCUGCGUUUUCUCUCUAAAACCUGCCCCCCUUUUCACCAGCCCGUCUUGGAUGUUCCUUGCUGUGGUUGAACUAGCCCUGGAGAGAAAACAGGAGGCACCAGAAGAGUCUCUGCCCCCUCUGCGGAAAGAGAGAGAAGUAGACAAAGCCGAGGAGGAGCAGCAAAGUGAGGAGCUGCUGAGACAGACAGAAGUUGAGAGGCAGAAAAUCAUCUGGGAGUGGAAGGAGCUGCAGGAGUUUUUGGAGGAGCAGGAGCAGCGGUUGCUGUCCCAGCUGGAAGAGCUAGAGAGAGCCAUUGUCCAGAGAAGGGAUGAGGGCCUCUGCAAACUUUCUGGGGAGAUUUCAGUGCUCUGUGAGAGAAGAGGAGAGAAAGGACAGCAGCCACUGAGCCAAUCUUUGCAGGGUGCUGGAAGCACUGGGAGCAGCAGGGAGGACAGGAAGUUUCAGAAGCCAGAGCCGGGGUUAAUGAUGCUGGAGAAGAGACUCUGCGAUUUCUCUCUGAAAAGUGCCAUGUUGCAAGAGGUGCUGCUGGGAUUCAAAGAGACGCUGGGACUGGAGCUGGGGAGCGACACAGGCUGCAGAACAACAUCCACGUUUCACUCCAGAUGGGCCCAGCCUCCCAGGGGACGGGGAAGGAAAAUGGCUGCUGUGGAGCUGGCUCAGGGGCUGGUGACCUUUGAGGAGGUGGCUGUGUAUUUCACCAGGGAAGAGUGGGCUCUGCUGGACCCUGCUCAGAGAGACCUCUACUGGGAUGUCAUGCAGGAGAACUAUGAGAAGGUGACCACUCUGGGGUUACCAGUUUCCAGACCUGAGGUGAUGUCCCAGCUGGAACGAGGGGAAGAGCUGUGGGUCUCAGAUCUCCAGGGCUCUGAGGAAGGAGAGAUCCUGAGAAGAACCUUCCCAGGAGAUGGUGAAAUGGUGAGUGAGAACAGGGAGCACAAUCCGCAGCAGGAAGAUGCUGAGCAUGUGGAACCGCACUGGGAAGUAUCACAAAGAACGAAGGGGGACAUGUCCAGGAGUCAUGAGGAGAGGCAGCAGGGAAAGCAGCCAGUGGAGAAAAUGGGCAAAUCCAUCAAUUGUGAGGAAGAUCACAAGGACCUCCAGGAAACCACACCACAGCAGAGAAUCCUCAUGGGAGAGAGGAAACACACAUGCCCUGAGUGCGGCAGAAACUUCAGUAGACGCUCACACCUUAUUCACCAUGAGCGAAUCCACACAGGAGAGAGACCCUAUGAAUGCUGUGAGUGUGGGAAAAACUUCACUCGGCGCUCAGACCUUAUUAGACACCAGAAAACCCACACGGACGAGAGCCCCUAUGAAUGUUGUGAGUGCGGGAAAGCCUUCAUUUACUGCUCAGACCUGAGGAGACAUCAGAGGAUCCACAGGAGACAGAGACCCUAUGAAUGCUGGUUACCAGUUUCCAAACCUGAGGUGAUGUCCCAGCUGGAACGAGGGGAAGAGCUGUGGGUCUCAAAUCUCCAGGGCUCUGAGGAAGGAGAGAUCCUGAGAAGAACCUUCCCAGGAGAUGGUGAAAUGGUGAGUGAGAACAGGGAGCACAAUCCGCAGCAGGAAGAUGCUGAGCAUGUGGAACCGCACUGGGAAGUAUCACAAAGAACGAAGGGGGACAUGUCCAGGAGUCAUGAGGAGAGGCAGCAGGGAAAGCAGCCAGUGGAGAAAAUGGGCAAAUCCAUCAAUUGUGAGGAAGAUCACAAGGACCUCCAGGAAACCACACCACAGCAGAGAAUCCUCAUGGGAGAGAGGAAACACACAUGCCCUGAGUGCGGCAGAAACUUCAGUAGACGCUCACACCUUA
This is a messenger RNA of Chelonoidis abingdonii (Abingdon island giant tortoise), 1913 nucleotides long. Lineage: Eukaryota; Metazoa; Chordata; Testudines; Testudinidae. The record is from RefSeq and is a predicted model, not a curated record.